UCAGGAUCUAAGAAUUGAAAUAAAAGCAAAAUGUCAACUGGGAAGGUAGAAAAAUAGCAGACACUCGUUUGCUAUUUUGCCGUCGUCGGGGGACCGUGAAAAAUCACGGCGCCAAUCUCUACGAAGGCCGUGAAAGGGACAGACCUUCUUCUUCUUCUUCUUCUUCUUCUUCUUCUUCCUCUUCUUCUUCCUCUUCUUCUUCCUCUUCUUCUCCCCUUCAAAGGCCCAAGAAAAUGACUCAGCUCUGUAUGGGGCCAGACGACUUGUUCUUCUCACCUACCUCACCUCCUUCCUCUCUACCAAAGAAACCCAUACUUUCUUUUUUCGUCCUCAGCAUCUCCUCCUUCCUUUCUUAUCCUUCUCGACGAAGAAUCUCGCCUUUCUUCGAUUUCUUCGAUUUCUUCGAUUUCUUUGAUCAACGCGACAUACCUUAUUCCUUUUAUAAAGAAAAUAUUGUCAUUAAAAGUUGAUCGUUUAUAUUUUGCGUCACAAAUUCUUCAGAGAAUUUCGACUAAUCAUGAGCUGAUUAUCUUAUUUAGGGUUAGGCACAGUAAUGCGAGAAUAUAUUUUAUUUGUAUGUUUUUAAGUUACUGUAAUAAUUUAUCUUUACUCAUAACUUGCAAGGAUAUAAGUAUUUUUCUUUUUGCUGCGUUGUUUGAAGUAACAAGAUUCGAGCAUAGCUUGCUUCGUGAAUAAAUCACGAAGUAAAAUCGCGAGAUAAGGAACUAUCUUACCAGCGUUGAAUUUAUAUUCUUCGAUAAGUAGAAUUUGUUGCUGAAGUGGCGAUACCACACGAUCGAGAAGAGAAAUAACAAAAAUAACAAAACACGUAAAACGAGUACACCUAUACUUGAUGACGUUUACUUAUUGGUGGUACACCCAAUGCUACUAGACCAUUCAAUUUCUAACAUUGUUAGGAGAUAUUAAUAGAAGAACGAGUUAAUAUUAUUACCCCGUAAACGAAUGAAAUUUCAUUUAUCAUUUUCUAUUUUAUUGUUAGAGAUUUGGAGAACAUUAGGAAAGGUUGCUAAAGGUUGCUGAAUAAAAUAUAAUGCUUUACGAUACGAUGAUGCGCCUUCGUGCGAGAUAUUUCUUUUCGAAGUAGAAGAGGAAAAAGAGGAAACGAAAACUACCUGAGGGCUAUUGGAAGAAAGCAGGACGAAAGCAGGACGAAAGCAGGACGAAAGCAGGACGAAAGCAGUAGACUCUCAGGGAUCUCGAUGAUGAUAAAUGCUUCCUGCGGAGAAACGUGAUUUAUGCCGUCAUUAGAACGCUCGUCCCGGACCUCCAGCGUGUGGGUGGCGCAUAAUGAUUGCUACCACGUACUUACAUGCACCUAUGUAACUUACUAUCUAAAACACGCUGGCUAUGUGCAGACUAAUCAUGGACGAUAUUUCAUCGAGCCGAUGAACGAAGUCAAGCCUGAACUGGAUGGUCAACAUGUUCACAUAGCUUAUAAGAGAGAUGCGCCUCAUGAAAAACAAAACAACGAAAACAAUUUGACAAAAGGACAUUGUGGAACUAAAGACGAUUGGGAAAGUUCAUGGGCAGAACAAUUGACAAAAUUACAACAUCGAAUAGAAGAUGAUAACAAUAGUUUAGGAUCAAAACGAGAAGUGGUACAAUCUGGCACUCAUAGCAUUCAUCGUUACAUCGAAAUUGGCUUAGUAGCUGACAGAAGAUUUCUCGAUUUUCAUAAUAAUACCAACUACGAACAAUACUUGUUGACGAUCAUGAAUAUGGUAUCGGAUUAUUAUCACGAUAGUUCUAGCGGUAAUCAGAUUGAUAUCGUCGUAAUAGACUUGCUCAUAAGUACAAAUGCCGAUAAAACACUCGACAGUUUUGCCAAAUGGGCGGAAAAAAUGAAUCCGAAAGAUCACAAACAUCCUAAUCACUUUGACGUUGGGGUACUCGUGACUCGGUAUGACAUUUGUUCGGCAACGAACAAUUGCGAUUUGAUGGGUUUGGCUUUUGUUGCUGCUGCCUGCGAUGCUUCCAAAGCUGCUUGCAUCAACGAGGAUAACGGAUUAUUGCUUGGAGUUGUGAUUGCGCAUGAAGUUGGUCAUGUAAUGGGUUGUUCUCACGAUCAAGAGGAUAUAAGCGGCUGUUCGAAAACAGACAAAGACGGAAGUUUCUUCAUCAUGUCCCCUGUUGUCUUUAUCUUUACGAUUAGAUGGUCGCCCUGCAGUAGAAGAUUUAUAACUUCAUACUUGGAGAGUGGCCUUGGUGAUUGUUUAAACGAUGACCCAAAAAGUCCUGCUGCCAAGUAUGCCUUUCCGAACAUGUUACCCGGUGCUAUGUACGGUACUGAUUUCCAAUGUCAGAACCAAUUUCCUGGUUCAACGCCCUGUUCUAAUAGAGGGUUCAGCGAUUGUAAGGCUCUUUGGUGUUUGGCCAAUUCAAGCUGCUAUUCUAUUGGGGUACCGAAAGCUGAUGGAACAAAAUGCGGCGAGAAUAAGUGGUGCAUUCACAAGGAAUGCGUGGACAUGGGUUCCCGACCGAAGGCAGUGAACGGUGGAUGGGGCGAAUGGGGUCCCAUGAGUUCUUGCACCAGAACUUGCGGCGGAGGUCUCAAAUCUUCCGAGAGAGAAUGCAACAAACCAGUCCCGGCAAAUGGUGGUAGAUAUUGCGUUGGUGAGAGGAGAAGAUUCAGCACUUGCAACACUACGCCUUGCGAUCCAACAAAACCAUCUUUUCGUGCACAUCAAUGUUCCAUGUACAACGAUAGGAAAGUUUCGUCUGAUGGGCUACAUCAAUGGAAGCCAUAUUUUAUGGAAACAAUAAAUAGUUGUGCAUUGUACUGUAUCAACGAAAAACGUAUUUAUUCCAAACUAUCCCCUUCUGCAAACGAUUCAACUCCUUGCAAACCCGGCACGAAUAAUAUGUGCAUUGCCGGCGUUUGUAGAAAAGUAGGCUGCAACUGGGUGGUUGAUUCAGAUGCAAUUGAUGAUAGAUGUGGCAUUUGUAACGGUGACGGAACAAAAUGCCAAUUAAUUGACGGUGAUUAUGACGUAGAGCAUCCUAAGUCAGCUUACGUGAAAAUCGUAACAGUGCCAAGUGGUGCCCGAAGUAUAUUAUUAUUUGAAAAGAAAGCCGCUGACAAUAUAUUCGCGGUGAAAACGACUAAAGACAAAAAGUAUUGUUUGAAUGGUGCCAAUCAAGAAGAAAGGAGUGGCGACUAUGAAUGUGCUGGCUCGAUGCUUAUUUACACACGUCCGGAACCUAAUAAGGAAGAAAUUGCUAUAAAAGGUCCCAUCACCGAAGAUAUCGAUCUUGAGUAUGUAUUUUUUACUCCGAAAUUGAAUCCAGGAAUUCACUAUGGCUACUCGAUUGGAACGGCGAACGUGUCUCACACACCGAAAUAUAUGUGGGAUUUUGUCGAGUGGUCGGAAUGCAAUGCCAGAUGUGGUGGUGGUUCGAUGGUGUCCGAAGCAACUUGCGUUGAAGAAGGCAGCGGAAAAGUUAGUCCAUCGUUUUGCGAUGGUAUUCCCCAGCCAGAAGCAAAAAGCCAAGUUUGUAAUCAGGAACCCUGUGUUGCUAAAUGGAGAGUAAGUCAGUGGAGCAAGUGUAACGCAUGCGAUGGUAAAAAAGGUACGAGGCAUCGUAAAAUCCAAUGUAUGAGAAUGAGCGGGCAACCCGAUGAGGAAGCCAUUCAAGCAAAUUUCGAUGCUUGUCAGGGUCGCGUGCCACGACAAACAGAAGAAUGCAUUGGUGAGAGGCCCUGUAAAAAAAUCUGCGAUAAGAAAACUCGUGAUUCUUCGAGAAAAGAAUUGAUCGAGGACAAUGAGAUUGAUGAAAAUUUAUCGGAAGAUGAUCGUCGUAGAAUGAUCGAUCGGUUUGUUGAUUUAGGACUGGCACGUUAUCUUGAAAAUAUUCGUUCUUCGACGAAAGUUACGGAUAAGAGCGACGAUAAAAAUGAAUCGAAUGAUUUCCGACGAUUCAUACGCGAUUGGGUUAUGAAUUCAGAAGAGGAAGAGAAGGAGAGCGAUAGAAAAAAUACUUGCGAAUUCAGUGAGAAAAAUUUUACUACGCCAAAGCCUGGCUCGAUAAUCAAGGAUUCGAUUCCGGAAGAAAAUGUUGUAUUGCUUGAAGCACCUUACAACGAAGAAAUGUUAAUUUCUAAUUUAUCGGACAAAGCAUUCAACGAAGCUGGUGAUAUUAUAGGAACGAGUAUCGAUACUGAAAAUCAAAAAAUUUAUAAAGGCUUGGACGCUGUUAAGAUGAUAGAACAACUUCAAAAUCAAAAGAAACCAAAGAAUAAUAAUAAUCAUUCGAACGAGCAAAACAUUACUACUACGAAAAUAUAAUAUAGAUAUGUUCUUUUUUAAUUUCAAUUCAUUUUAGAAUCUCAACUAAAGGAUAAUUUACUGAAAAAAUCACUGUCUUCUUCCACCGUUUUAUUUAGUUUCUUUUCUCUCGAUCAUGUUGAUACAUCAACUACAUCUUCUUGAAUUCCAACGUUAUCGAGAGGUACGCAUUAAUAACAGGAUCUGAGGAGUGAGUUAUUAAAGGAUAGUUAAUUAGUUGCCAAUUAACGAUCGUUCCUUCCUAGAUGUUGCAGGAUGCGCUGUCACUUCGACAAAUCUCGCAAACAUCUUCGACCUCGUUAAAUUCCAUAUCGAGAUCGCAUGGUAUCUCUUUGCAAACGCCAAUAACGCGGAUGUCCCGAAUGCCUCUCUACCAUGCCUCUCUACCAUGCCUCUCUACGACCUUUGACAUUAAUAAUUAUCAUUUGGUCCCACCCAGUAGUAUAGCUUUCAUGUUUAAUUAGGAACUGCAUCGACGAGAUUUUAGCGGCUAGUGGCAAAUAGUUACCUACCACUGAAUUUUUUAUGGAGCUAACAUUUUAUUCCCCAAUUAAAUGAGGACUCGAAUAAAAGAUAUUUUCUGGUUAAAUCGCCAUCCAUCAGUGUGCAAUAACGAAGUAUCGAAAUCACGAUGUUCGUCGUUUUAUUUACCUUCAAAUGAAUUGCUUUCUAUUCUCGUUCAGGUCGCAAAUAAAAAGCGUAACAGCGCACAGUAAAACCACGUAAAAUCAUAUUAACUGUUACAAAUGUCGCUUUAUAUUAUAUGUACUACGAUAUCGUUUCAUUUUACCACUGUGAUAAGUUUACGAGAACCAUUUUUCCAGAAUACUCGUUAAGAGCGUGCGAUACCGUGCAAGGAAUAAUAAAAUUCUAAUAUACGGGUUAUUCGUUCCUAAUUUCGCAAAACAUGAAUCAAAUUUUUCUAUAUGCCUUUCUAAACUACGUUCCAAUGAAAAGAGAGAGAGAGGGAGAGAGGAAAAAACACUUUGUUAACUUGA
Polistes dominula (European paper wasp) is the source of this 5305-nucleotide messenger RNA. RefSeq names its product A disintegrin and metalloproteinase with thrombospondin motifs 7. Gene Ontology annotation, molecular function: metalloendopeptidase activity. Lineage: Eukaryota; Metazoa; Arthropoda; Insecta; Hymenoptera; Vespidae. Gene Ontology annotation, cellular component: extracellular matrix. The record is from RefSeq and is a predicted model, not a curated record. Gene Ontology annotation, biological process: proteolysis; extracellular matrix organization.